Colletotrichum truncatum is the source of this 1281-nucleotide messenger RNA. Its product is annotated as aminotransferase class-iii. Gene Ontology annotation, molecular function: transaminase activity; pyridoxal phosphate binding. The record is from RefSeq and is a predicted model, not a curated record. Lineage: Eukaryota; Fungi; Ascomycota; Sordariomycetes; Glomerellales; Glomerellaceae.
AUGACCACCGUAGAACCCCCCACUGCAGGCGCAGAUGAAGGAGCCGCCACAAUUCAACAAAAGUUGAACCGAUAUAUCGACAAGUACACAUCAGAGAACACAAAAUCACGCCAAUGCAACAAAGAUGCGUCGGCUUCAUUGCCAGGCGGGACAACAAGAUCCGUCCUCUACUACGAACCCUUCCCGCUCUCAUUUUCUGGAGGCCAUGGCUGCAAGUUAACGUCGGUCGACGGGGAUGAAUACCUCGAUUUCGUUUCCGAAUAUUGUGCCGGCAUGUUUGGUCACUCACAUCCCGACAUCAUUGCAGCCAUUGAGAGCGUCACCAAGUCAGGCUUCACUCUUGGCGGCCCAGGCCCUAUGGAGGGCGAGCUUGGGAAGCUGCUGGUUGACAGGUUCCCAAGUAUUGACGCCAUCAGAUUUUGCAACUCCGGGACAGAGGCAAACACAAUGGCAAUUGCCACUGCUUUACACUUCGUCGGGAGGAAGAAGAUUUUGGUAUUUGAGAAUGGCUACCACGGCGGUACGCUAUCAUUCACACCGGGAAACCCGUUGAUUCUGCCUCACGAUUUUGUUCAUGGCCGUUAUAACGACAUCGAAUACACAAGACCCAAGAUUACCUCAGACGUCGCGGUCAUCAUUGUGGAGCCAAUGCAGGGUGCGGCCGGCAUGAUUGCCGGAUCCAGAGAGUUUCUACAAUUUCUCAGAGAAGAAGCGACACGUAUUGAAGCAGUCCUUAUCUUCGACGAAGUCAUUACCUCUCGUCUCAACUACGGAGGCCUGCAGGAGGUCCACGGAAUCAUUCCUGACAUGACAACUAUCGGCAAGCACUUCGGAGGAGGCUUUUCCUUUGGUGCCUUUGGCGGAAGAAAAGCGAUUAUGGACUUGUAUGAUCCUCAGGCUCCCCGUAGUCUAUUUCACUCGGGGACGUGGAACAACAAUGUCUUUUCAAUGACAGCAGGUGUCGCGGCGACGAAGCUACUUUCAGGAUCGGCUUUGGAAAAGAACAAUAGUCUUGGAGACAGGCUUCGGGACGGCCUGCGUACUGUUUUUGCCGCAAAAGAUGAAUCGAUAGUCACUCUCACUGGCCUCGGUAGCGUCAUUGGCGUGCACUUCAACGGCUCUUCUGCAGAUCAUCUGCGAGAUUGUUUCUUCUUCUAUUUGAUUAGCAAGAGGAUAUAUGUCGGCCGUCGCGGUUUCAUUGCCUUAAAUAUCACUCAUGAAGAGGAACAUGUGAACAGGCUGCUUGAGGUGGCCCGAGAGUUUUCCAACGAAAUUCUAUAG